UAGCCUAGCGGAGCAGCAGCAAACAGCAAGCUGGCUGUAUCGCAGCGGUGGCUGCGCGUAUACGAGUUAUCUGCAAAAAUGAAUUAAAACCCAAAGCGUUUUAAACAGCAACCAAACUGAGGAAUCCCGAGACUCUUGGCUAGAGGGGCGCAGUGACAGAUGGUGGUUUAAGUCUCUUCUGGUUGGGUUGACUGGUCUUGAGGAUUGCAGUGAGUUGCCAGUGAAGAUGGUGGAUGGAUCCUUCUUGCUGUGUGUGAGCCUCUCUGGCCGAUCCUCUCUCCCUGCCCAGCUCUGAGAUGCUGUCAGGCAGCUGGCGGAGGGCUGCAGUCCCCCCAGCGGACUCCAGGGGCAGCAGCGUGCUGCUGGAGGCUCAGUAUGAGUAUGAGUACCGCGCCACGGACGGCAGGAUGGUGUCGAUCCGCGAGGGCGAGCGCUUUGUGCUCCUGUGCAAGUCCACCGAGGACUGGUGGCAGGUGCGACGCAUGGGGGACCCCCCCAAAGCUAAGCCCAUCUAUGUGCCCGCUACUUACGUGACUGAGGUGGCUUCCACUGUCCGACUGGUGCCACGCACCACCCUCGCCCCCUGCUCGCAGAGCCACUGCACAGGUUCUAAAGCAUUGUGCCGAUCCAUGGAGGAUCUGAACUCCAACAGCAUGUUCCGUGGCGGCAGGGCUUGCUUCCUCACCCUGCCCCUUCAAGACCCCCACGCGGGGCACCAGGGGGGCUCCUUCCUGCUGCUCCCCUCAAGCGACGCCCCGAUAACCCGCAGCAGGAGCUCAAGUGUGCUGCCCCAGAACCCCUACCGAGAGGUGGCGGAGAGGGAGCCCUGCCAGCCCAAGCAGAAGUCUUACUCCCAGGGAGAUAUUAUCAAAGAAGAACCACCACCGAGACACAUCCUGGAGCUGGAGUCCUACAUCCCGCGCCAUUCCUCUCUCUACAGUAACCAGGAGAAGUUGAAGCGCGUGCAGACCCUGCCUCCCAGCCCCACACAGCGCCCCCUGCAGGUCCUGGAUCUGUGGGAGCAGCACGUGGACCCUGCCUCGGGACGCUGCUUCUACGUGAACAGCGUGACCAGCGAGCGCUCCUGGAAACCCCCGCGCCGAGCCCGAGACAGAACAUCGACCCUGGUUUCGCCUGAAGCCAGUCCUGUGAACUAUGUAUACAGUGUACAUGAUGGGGACAUGGCCUGGGAAAUGAUGCAGAAUAUCCAGCACACUGCCUCCAUUGAUGGGCUCAAUACAGCUCCAUUCAGCCAGGCGCAGAGCAGAAACAGCGGCAUUCUCUACAAAGCAGACAGACUCGGCCACGGCAGAUCCAUGAUCCUGACUGAGCAGAGCAACAAGGUGAUCCAUCACCGGCGCAAUCUGUCCCAUCACAUCCCGAGCAGAGGCAUGGCGUUCUCCUCCCCAAACAGCUCUGCUGACGGCUCGGAGAGCAGCACCCCAGAACUUGAAAAAUGCGGAUUGCUGAACAAAACCAAAAUAGCAGAAGGAGGUAGGAAGUUAAGGAAGAACUGGAACCCUUCCUGGGUGGUGCUGGUGGGAAACAGCCUGAUGUUCUUCAAGGAUCCCAAAUCUCAGACCCUCCAGAGCUGGAAGCCAGGGAACAGUAAGCCGGAGAGCAGUGUGGAUCUGAGAGGAGCGCAGCUGCGCUGGGCCAACGACAUGUCCAGCAAGAAGAACGUCUUUCGACUCCGGACAGUGACGGGCAAUGAGUUUCUGCUGCAGUCUGACACCGACUCUGUGAUCAGGGAGUGGUUCAACACCAUCCACAAUGUCAUCGAGAGGCUGGACAGGGAUAACCCUCUGGACAAUGUCCUGCUCUACUCUCUGCGCCACUCGGGGAGCAUGGAGAUGCUGGAUGGCAGUGGAGACGAGGAGGAGGAGGAGGGGGGGCGAUCGGGAAGGAAGUCCUCCUUGCCACGCUCAACCUCCAACGUGGAGAACUCGGAGAAGAAGAGAGUGAAGAGUCGACUGAGAAAGCUAAUUCUGAAGAGGCCUCCCCUGCAGGCACUGCAAGAGAAGGGGCUUAUUAAAGAUCAAGUGUUUGGCUGUCGCCUGGAUGCUCUGUGUGAGCGGGAGAAGACCACGGUGCCGAGGUUUGUGCGGCUGUGCGUCGAGGCUGUGGAGAGGAGAGGCCUCGAGACAGAUGGCAUCUAUCGAGUGAGCGGAAACCUGUCCGUCAUUCAGAGACUGAGGUUCCACGUCGACCACGAGAGAGCCGUGACUACAGACGGCCGUUAUUUAUUCCCUGAAGAGCUGGUUCAAGAGGAGAAGCUGAACCUGGAUCACAGUCAGUGGGAGGAUAUCCACGUCAUCACUGGGGCUCUCAAGAUGUUUUUCCGGGAACUGCCUGAGCCCCUGAUCCCCUACAGCUUCUUCGACGAGUUUGUGGAGACUGUCAAAAUGCCCGACUACACAGAGAAAGUGGACAAGCUGAAACUGCUGGUGGACAAUCUGCCCCCGGCUAACCAUGACACCAUGAAGUACAUGUUCAGACACCUCAAAAAGGUGAAGGAGCUAUCGGAUGUCAACCGCAUGACCACCCAAAAUAUCGGCAUCGUCUUCGGCCCCACCCUGAUGAGACCAGAAAAGGAUUUCGCUAACAUCGCCGUCAACAUGGUCUACCAGAACCAAGUGGUGGAGGACAUCCUGAGCGAAUGCGACGCCAUCUUCAGGCUGAGCAGAGACUACCUCUGAUCUUCUACAGGCUUACCUGAACACUGCACUCGACUGAGCCAGGGGGCAUCUGAAACGGCUUAAAAGGACCCAUUCGCCAAAGACC
This is a messenger RNA of Polyodon spathula (Mississippi paddlefish), 2784 nucleotides long. RefSeq names its product Rho GTPase activating protein 9 (gene arhgap9). Bases 297 to 2699 code for a protein of 800 amino acids. Gene Ontology annotation, biological process: regulation of GTPase activity; signal transduction. NCBI's taxonomy places the organism in Eukaryota, Metazoa, Chordata, Actinopteri, Acipenseriformes, Polyodontidae. Gene Ontology annotation, molecular function: protein binding; phospholipid binding. The transcript is spliced from 20 exons. Gene Ontology annotation, cellular component: cytoplasm. The record is from RefSeq and is a predicted model, not a curated record.